Molecule: messenger RNA, 1351 nt
Organism: Zingiber officinale
Lineage: Eukaryota; Viridiplantae; Streptophyta; Magnoliopsida; Zingiberales; Zingiberaceae
Product: probable methyltransferase At1g29790
Exons: 4
Coding region: 1-1326 (441 amino acids)
Molecular function (GO): S-adenosylmethionine-dependent methyltransferase activity
Source: RefSeq, a predicted model, not a curated record
AUGGCGCAGGAAAGUGUUCUUGAAGUCUUGAAAGCAGACAUGGGCAUCAUCAAGGAUGAACACCGCAGAUUGAAGCCAAGUCACGCGCAGAGCCCGAUGACAUCCAAGUUGAAGAUUCUGCUGCUGGUGGUUUCAACCAAUCUGCUCUCCGUUUUUCUCUUCGCCGGGAGUUCCGGUUGGGUGGCGCCGGCUGUGCAUUUUGUCGACUCCGGCACGCUCCUCCGGGAGCUGAACGCCACGCAACGCCAGCUGUCCAACACCCUGUGGCAAGUGUCGCAGCUCAGCAAGCUCUUGGCAACCGCUAACUCCCUGCUCGAGACGACAUUGACGGACAUCGGCAAGGCCCACCGGGAGGAGGAGGAGUCGCCGGACGAGGACCUGGAAAAGUGGGCGCGCCGGCUCACCGGCGAGCUUAAACUCGUAGUUGGGCCCCACAAGUUCCCUCUCGGGUACAACCCGAACAUCGGCUCCGACGAGCUGUAUCCCGUGCUGGGCACCUCCUGCCGCCGGUACGAGGAGGAGCUGGUGAAGUACAUGAGCUACGAGGUGGGCGGCGAGUGCCCCUCCGACGAGUGGUUCGCGCAGCGGCUGAUGCUGAAGGGGUGCGAGCCCCUGCCGAGGCGGCGGUGUCAUCCGAAAUCACCGGUGGGGUACGUGGAGCCGGCGCCGCUCCCGGAGAGCCUGUGGGCGAUCCCGGCCGACACGAGCAUCACGUGGGACGCGUACACCUGCAAGAACUACUCGUGCCUGGUGAACCGGGGGAAGGCGCAGGGGUCGUACGAUUGCAAGGACUGCUUCCUUCCGGCCAGCGUUCCACCGGAGUUUCCGGAAUCCGAUGCGAUCGAACAUGGGCGCGUAGGUGGCGUUCAGCUGAUGUCCGAGGCAGAAGAAAUGAUCGAGCCAGAAGACACCGCCCGGCCGCAGCACCCGGUAGAUGUCAAACAGGGCGAACUCCAGCAUGGCGUCGGGGAUCCAAACGGCAGGCGGUGCGCGACGCUGAUGUGCACCAUCAGCGUCGCGCACCGCCUGCCGUUCUACGACAACACGCUCGACCUGGUGCACUCCACGCACGUCCUCAGCAACUGGAUCCCCGACGCCAUGCUGGAGUUCGCCCUGUUUGACAUCUACCGGGUGCUGCGGCCGGGCGGUGUCUUCUGGCUCGAUCAUUUCUUCUGCCUCGGACAUCAGCUGAACGCCACCUACGCGCCCAUGUUCGAUCGCAUCGGAUUCCGGAAACUCCGGUGGAACGCUGGCCGGAAGCUGGACCGUGGCAUCGAGAAAAACGAGUGGUACAUAUCCACCCUCCUCGAGAAGCCCAUGACAUAAUUAAUUAAUCAGCCUUCUCUCCCGU